Trematosphaeria pertusa is the source of this 1382-nucleotide messenger RNA. RefSeq lists its product as uncharacterized. The record is from RefSeq and is a predicted model, not a curated record. The transcript is spliced from 3 exons. The coding region runs from base 104 to 1084 and encodes 326 amino acids. NCBI's taxonomy places the organism in Eukaryota, Fungi, Ascomycota, Dothideomycetes, Pleosporales, Trematosphaeriaceae.
CCCACCACCGUCGCCCAACGCCGCCCAAUUGCCCGCUCCCAGCUGCAAGACCAUCUUCGCGACCCGACCCGCGCAAAACAACACGCCUCACGCACCAAUCGCGAUGCUGGCUCGCGGCCUUCUCUGCCGCUUGGCAGCCGAUGUACCCAAAGCAUCAACACAGGACCUCUCGCAGCUCGCCCGCCUUCUCCAACGCAGCACGCUCUCUCGCAAUGGGCUCGCCCCGCCGACCGUCUGCGCCCUCUCACGCGCCUACAAGGCUGCGCUGUACGAAUCCCGCCGCUCCUACGCCACGGCGGCGCGCGCAACAAAGCCCACCGCAAAGGUGAAGCGCGACGUGAAGAAAACAGCCGCAAAGAAGACGCCCGCCAAGAAGUCCGUCAAGAAGGCUGCAGCGGCGAAGCCGAAGGCGAAGCCGAAGAGGAAAGCCGCCGCGAAGAAAAAGGCCGCGCCGAAGAAACCUAGACGUGUGAAGAAGACCGCGGAGGAAAAGGAGAAGGCGACCCUCAGCGAGUACAAGAAGCGAGCGCUGAAGGAGCCAUGCACGCCGCACGCGGUGCAAGCCUGGCAGGUCUUCGUGGGCGAGGCGUUGGCCGGUAGAACCGGGGCCGCAGACAGAGGGAGGCUUGCGGAAGCUGCCGCCAAGUACAAGGCGUUGACUCCGGCAGAGAAGGAGCACUACAACCACCUUGCCAACGAGAAGACGGCCGCCAGGCGAGCAGAAUACGCCGCCUGGAUCCGCAGCCACACGCCCGAGCAGAUCCGCAUGGCCAACCUGGCACGCAGCUACCUUCGACGGAAGCUCAAGGGCGUAUACAAGUCUCGGCCUUCCUACACGACGAAGCUGAAGGAUGACCGGCUCGUCAAGCCGGCCAUUAGGCCAUUCGCUGCUUUCACCGUCGAGCGCCGUUCCAGUGGGGAUUUCAAGGGCAUAACCAUUGGUGCCGCCGCCAAGCUCUGCGGCCAGGAAUGGAAAGCGCUGAGUGCGAGCGAGAAGAAGAAAUACGAGGACGUGUACCUUGCCGACAAAGCUAGAUACGAGAAGGAGUACCAGAGCACGUACGGCCAUGCACCAGCGGCGUGAUCGGUCCUCUUCUCCCCCCCCUUUUCCCUGCCAUCACUGUCUCCUUAGCGCAUGUGCCGUAGCCCUUUGGUCUCUUGGUGGUCGUACCGGUUCCGGCGCGGAUCUUUGUCCAUGCUCAGCUUAGCCUCGCCUGGCGGCUUCCCUUUGUCUUUGGGUGUCUGGGUGUUCCGCGACGCGGUGUAUGAGUCGGAGCGUGAAGACGAACGGGAAAUGUCUGGACAUGGAUCGUUUCGUCGCUAGGGCAAAGACUUGGUAACGCCUUGUCCUUGUCUUGGGUUUUUGGCACAUUCUAGUCAUG